This is a messenger RNA of Leptosia nina, 1626 nucleotides long. NCBI's taxonomy places the organism in Eukaryota, Metazoa, Arthropoda, Insecta, Lepidoptera, Pieridae. The record is from the annotation of a GenBank genome assembly.
AUGUCGCACGGUGGAGUAAAGUCUGCCAGAAAUGAGAAUAGUGCUCAGGUGGAGUCUAGAGAGGGCUCAGAAAGUCAGUCACCGCCGCCGGAUGGAGGCUGGGGGUGGAUGGUGGUCUUCGCUUCGUUUAUGAUACAUAUAGUUACCGAUGGCAUGACUUACUCGUUUGGCGUUUUCUACGAAGAGUUCCUGACCUACUUUAACGAGGGCAAAGGCAAAACGGCGUGGAUCGUAUCCAUCCUUGUUGGGGUCACGCUAAGUUCAGGACCAGUUUCCAGUUCCUUUGUUAACCGAUGGGGCUGCAGAUCAGUUACGGUCGCCGGUGCUUGCCUCUCCGCUGUAUGCGUAGUACUAUCGGCCUUUGCAAACAACAUCACAACACUUAUCUUGACAAUCGGGGUUGGUACCGGCAUUGGCUUCGGUCUCAUCUACCUUCCUGCUAUCGUCAGCGUUACAGUAUGGUUCGAGAGAUAUAGAAGUCUUGCAACUGGCAUAGCCGUGUGUGGAUCGGGACUGGGAACAUUCCUUUUUGCACCGAUAACCUCUGCCCUCAUCACGAACUACGGCUGGCGAGGCGCAAUGGCUAUUAUUGGAGCGUUCAUCUUGAACUGUAUUCCUCUAGGACUCAUGUUUCGACCUGUGCCAGAGAGGCCACGAACACCAGUCACUGAACCGAUGUUACCUCAGACCAACAACAAAUCACCACUCAAAAGGUCACAGAGCACAGAACACUUUUUACGAGUCAAUGGAAAAGUUGAUGAUGACGUAGCGAGGCUCACUCUUUCGCAGCCUUCAUUAAAUAAGCCACAAGAACAAAAGCAAAUGGGUUCACGUCAUGGGAGUGGUAUCAUGCAACGCCCCGAUGUUCUGUAUCAAGGAAGCAUGACAAGUAUAUCAAGAUAUAGAGGUACUUCCAUAGAUAGAACACAAAUUAGCACAAGGGCGCAAGAAAAACAAGAAACCAGGUGCGGCUGGCUGCCUUGCUCCGAUGAAUUCAAGAUAGCCUUAUCGGAAAUGCUCGAUGUAUCUCUUCUUAUUGAUCCUGUGUUCAUAUUAUUUUCAAUAUCAAAUUUCUUAACUAGUAUAGGAUUUUAUAUUCCAUAUGUUUAUACAGUGCCAAUGAGCAAAAACUUAGGAAUUGAGAAUCCAGCAUACUUGAUCUCUAUAAUUGGUGCUUCUAACUUAGUGGGUAGGAUUAUACUUGGAUAUAUCAGUGAUAAACCUUGGGUCAAUCGCCUAUUGGCAUAUAAUGUUUGCCUUACAAUUGCUGGAAUAAGUACAGCCGCAGCUAUGUUAUGCUGGGAGUUCUGGGGUCUGGCAAUGUAUGCAACCGCAUUCGGCUUUACUAUUGGUGCUUAUGUUGGACUGACUUCAGUGGUACUGGUAGAUCUGCUGGGAUUGGAGAAAUUAACAAAUGCGUUCGGUUUGCUCUUACUAUUUCAAGGCGUCGCGUCACUUAUAGGACCACCUUUUGCAGGUUGGUUGUACGAUACAUAUCACUCGUAUUCGCCUGGGUUCUACGUCGCUGGUGGAACCAUUUCCCUGAGCGGGAUAAUCCUAUUUUUAAUUCCGUUUCUCGAGAAGCGAAACAGCAGACGGGCCAGUGUAGUCCUGGAGCAAAUUUAG